This is a messenger RNA of Triplophysa dalaica, 1540 nucleotides long. RefSeq names its product kelch domain-containing protein 1. Bases 88 to 1302 code for a protein of 404 amino acids. The transcript is spliced from 13 exons. Gene Ontology annotation, molecular function: protein binding. The record is from RefSeq and is a predicted model, not a curated record. Lineage: Eukaryota; Metazoa; Chordata; Actinopteri; Cypriniformes; Nemacheilidae.
UCCUGUUUGCACACCCAGCCCUGCAGUUUCAGUAAACACUGGAGCUGAUGUCUCUGUGCGCUCUGUUGUUGUUGGACCGCAUAAGCGAUGGCAGGUAAAGACGAAGGGCAACUUUCGCCGGUUCUUGCGCGGAGCGACCACAUCUCCUUCGUGGAGGGAAACACGCUGUACGUCUGGGGUGGAUGCAGGUGUGUUGAUGGAAAAGAAACCUUUUUCCCCAGUGAUGAGAUCUUGCUUUAUGACAUGGAGAGUGGAGUCUGGUCCCAGAGGCAUAUGGGAGGAGAAGUUCUUCCUGUCCUAUCACAGCCAUGCGGUGCAUAUCUUCAGGGAGUGCUUUACAUUUUUGGGGGUUGUGUACGCAAUGCCUACACCAACCAGAUGUACUGUGUAGACCUCUCACAUGGGGAAUACAGCUGGAAAAAAGUAACGGGCACGUUGGGAGCGACGCCAUCUCCCAGAAUCCGACAUUCCUGCUGGGUCCAUAGAAACAGGCUCAUCUACUUUGGCGGAUACGGCUGCAAAACACUCAGCCAGAUCAACAACUCUAAAACAUUUUUGUUGGACGAGACCUCUUGGGCAACAAUCGGCUCGGAGGUUUUUCAGUUUUGGGGAUGGAAUAAUGAGGUAUAUAUGUUUGAACCUGCGUCAGCCACUUGGACCAAACCACAAACCCAGGGCCAGUCUCCAGAUCCCAGAUCAUCCCACGCCAGCGCUACUUUAGGUCAAAAGGGCUACAUCUGCGGGGGUCUGGAAACACAGACGAUAGACAUUCACUGUUUAGAUCUGACGACAUGGAUGUGGACAAAAAUAGACCAUCAUGCUACACAUCUCCCACGGGGCCGCACUCUUCACACACUCACAGCAAUCUCAGACCACAAACUCUUCCUUUUUGGUGGCCUCAGCACUAACGGCGAGGUUCUCAGUGAUGGGUGGGAAUUCGACACUGUAACAAAAGAAUGGAGGGAGAGAGACCAUGUGCACAACGACAAACCCAGGUUAUGGCAUUCUGCUGAUAAUGGGAGGGACGGUGAUGUCGUGGUUUUUGGAGGAAGCCAGACUUUCAUCUUUCUUAUGGAUUCGGUGGUGGCGCUCAGGUCUCCCGCUCAAAGCCAUUGUGGAGACGUGCUGCUGUUUCAGACUCAACCGUACUCACUGUCAAGAUUAUGCGAAGACUGCAUAGGAAAACACACAUUUUCUGUCCAAGAGCAAGUUUCAUGGUUACCAGCCAAACUUCAGAAGACUAUUGGCAAGAGGAUAUCCUACUUCUUGGACAAUGCUCAAAAUGUAUAUGCAGCCACCUAAAUUUACAUGGAUAGCUCUCAUUUCCUUAUUAAAAGUAUAAAUAUUUCUGUCCAAAUCAAGUCAUGUUUAUUUGUAUAGUGCUUUUAAAAUAUAUAUUGUUUUAAAGCAGCUUUGCUGCAGUCAUUGUUUAAAUAGCAUUCCAAUCAUUCCACGAAUUGGAUACACUUGAAUGUACAUAUGUAACUGUAGAUUAUUGUAUACAAGAAUUAUUCACGUUAAAUAAAAUCCCUAAAAUGUG